Messenger RNA from Daphnia pulex (common water flea), 4715 nucleotides. RefSeq names its product secreted protein C-like. Gene Ontology annotation, biological process: positive regulation of DNA-templated transcription. Bases 1195 to 2724 code for a protein of 509 amino acids. The record is from RefSeq and is a predicted model, not a curated record. Lineage: Eukaryota; Metazoa; Arthropoda; Branchiopoda; Diplostraca; Daphniidae. The transcript is spliced from 4 exons. Gene Ontology annotation, cellular component: nuclear body.
UGCUACGAGUCGGUGCUGGCAGGGCGCAGUGCAAGUUUAUUAUAAGAGCACAGAUGAUAAUCGAUUUAGGCAGUUGUUUCUCCUUGUUCAGCUGAAAGGUACCUACAGAGAUAAUUUCAUCACGUCUUAUGACAUUGUCUUGCCAUCACACAGCAACAGUCGUUCGCCCACCGUUUUUCUUCGUCCAUUUUUCUCUUAUAGAAGAAUAAAAGGGCUGCUGUACAGUCUCCAUUUCCGUGUUGUUGUUGUUGGGGCUGCGUUAAAACAUGCCUUCCGAUCCGUGCCGUCGUUAUCGAAUGAUGUAAUCAAUUGGCCGAAGAAGAAGAGAAGGAGCAGCUUCACAGCCCACAACUGGUGUAGAGUUUUUCGGUCGAGAGUUGGAAGAACUGCGUGUGGGAUUGGGUAGAGGGGAGUGUCAAGAGGGUGGAAAGAAAGAAAGAAGGGAGAGAAAGAGGGUGGUCUGCCUGCUGGAGUGUGCGUGCAACGCCAACUGGGUGAUAGAUGGAAUAAACUGGGAGCAUUUUCAUCCUCGCGACUCUUGGUUUGGUUGGUUGGGGCUGCUGCUGCUGCUGGGGCGUUCGAAUGUUAUAACCAGCCAUCACCCAUGAUGAUCACCAUCAGUUUUUGGAGAAAAUCCCGACCGAGUUGUUGUUGUCUAUUUCAUUGGACUCGACGCAGCCAUUAUUAAAUUUGAAGAAAAACAAAAAAGGAUAAUAUGAGAAACCCGUUUCCAAAUAGUGAGGAGCCAACAACAGAAGAAUAGAAAGUGACAACAACAACUGUGACAAGCUGCGUCUCGUUUUGUGUGUCGUUUCCCGCCUGUGUGCCAUUGUGGUUUUCUCUCUGCCAGUCGGUACUACUAGUGUGAAACGCGUGUGUGUGUUGUAUGGUGAACGACGGGAAAAAAAGGGAGGGAAGAAGAAAGAAUAAAGAAGAAGAAGAAGCGUUGGGAGAGAGUUUGGCAACGCCGCCGAGUUGGCGUUGGCUUGAGUGCGCUUCAGAGCGCUGUGUGCAGGGAGACUGCACAGCCCAAGCAGCAAGGCAAAGCACAUAAAAGAAGUGGCGAGUUGAAAGGGGAAGGAAUACACACACACAUACACUAGUAUACAGACUACACACACAUACACACACAUACAGACUACAGAGGCUAGAGUGUACAGCCAAGGUGUGUGUGAACAAAAAAAUCAAGCCAAAAUGGCUGCCGCCAGUUCACUACAAAUGCAUUUGCAGCAUAGCCCGCGCAAGAAGAAUUUCGGUUAUGAAGAAACGAUUCGGCUACUCGAAUUGUGGACUCACUACACUAACGGUGGGACCCACCCUGAACUGGGCAAAGGACACAGGACUGGCCGGCUCUGGCUCGUUAUCAGUGAACGAAUGAAGGCCAUGAACUACAACCGUGGGCCAGAGGAAUGCAAAGUGCGCGUCGGAAACCUCAGAGCCAAAUACACCAAACUCAAGAGAGGAUACCUUUCAGGUGAAGGAGUUCCAGAUUGGCCAUAUUACCCAGUCCUAGCCAAAUUCCUAGAAGGGAGGACAGAAUUUGGGGAUUCCUACGAUGCAGGAUCACACUCUUACACAGAACCAGAAGCGAGACCUGGGGCCUCACACCAUCAUCCAGGUAUGUUCCUUAGUAUGUCAAUGGAAGAGCCAAACGAGCCACUCGCCUGCAAUGUAGACGGAGGUGGUGGCCGGCGGGGUGUCGGCGGAGGAGCUGGUGGUGGAUCGUCGCGAUCCAACGACGACGACAGUUCCGUUUCGAUGCCGGAAUCUGGUUCGUCUGCCGGCAGUGAGCACAACGACGCCCCUCCAAACGGACACAUGGCUGGGCCAAUGGGUCCAUCCGACCUGCCCCACGGUCUCGGUGGCCAUCACCCGCCUCUAUUGGGUCCUACCGGAUUAAAAAGACGACCCAUUUCGCCCGUGGACGAUCCUCGCCGACCGGCCAAGCGACCGAAACAUGGCACCAGUACCAUGCUCCUCUCCUUGAUGCAGGCCAUGCUGAAGAUCGAAGAGGAGCACCUGAAACUGCAGCAAGAGCGAGCGGCCAGUGAAGCAGCCAUGAUGCAAGCCGUGACGGCCUUUUUCUCCAACAUGACGCAAAUGUUUGGCGGACACAUGCCCAGUUUUUCAUCGAAACCGGAGGUGCAGAACAACAACAGCGCCGGUUCACAAGGUGGAGCCGGCGGCAGUGGCACGACAGCCGGAAGCAGCGGUCUCCACUCUGGAGUUGUUGGUGGGACGCAACAAGGUGGAGGCAACAACAACAACCAAGCCUCGGGUUCCAAGACGCCAUCCAACCCGUCUUCCUCCUGUUCAAACUCACCCGCCUACUCGCACUCGUACAGCAAUCCGCCCAUGGUCGGCAACUCCGGGAUGAACAAGAUGCACGGCAUGGUCGACGGGCCCGGCGCGGCCACCAACAUGGGAUCGGCCUCGGCCGGACACCACUACCCUUACGGCGGCAUGAACCAGCCGUCACCGUCGCCAUCCAGUGCCGGACAGAUGGCCAGCCCGGCUUCCUAUCCGCUCUCACCGGCCUACCAGCAAGGCGUCGUCAAUACGAUGAUGGGCGCCGGCAACAGUGGGACGGGCGGCGGAGGUGGCGGAUGGUACAACAACGGCUCGUCCGGCAAAGGAGCCGCAUCUUCCAACGCCCCGAUGGCCGUUCACCCUUUCUCCAGCGACAUUCUGGGCAUUCCCAAGAGCAGGCACGACACGAUGUAAAAAACAAAACAACUAAGCGAUGGAAGAAAUAUUUUUUCUUGGUUUUCCUAUCGCUUUUCACCACACCACCGCCUCCUCUACUUUCAUCAAAUCUCCUCCCGCCCCAGUUGUUGUUGUUGUUGUGUGUGUGCCUGUGUGUAGAACGACAACCACUACAAAAGAAAAAAAAUGCCAGAAGAAAUGAAGAAAACCCCUUCCAACCUCACACUCACGGAGCUUCCGGAAGGUGAUGAUGAAAAACAAAAUUACUACGACGACAAAAUUGCAAAAAGAUUAAAAAAAUAAUUAAGGAAAAAUCGUAUGAGAAACAAAAAAAGAGUUUGAAACAUGUUUUUUCUCUUUUUCUCUUCUUUUGUGUGUGCAAAGUGUGUCCGGACUCUUCUCUUCCCUUCGUACUAUAUUGUUGUGUCUCUUUUUCAGGGGACUACCAAAUAUCCUUUUUGUUGAGCGUGUGUGAAAUUUUUCCUUUUUUUAAAUCAGCAAACACUCCGCCUAGAUAGUUGGGCUUUUUCCCUUAUUUCCUUUUUUUUUUUAACACUUUAAUUUAAAAUUCUCUUGCCUUAUUCUUUCGGUCUGGAUGUUAUUAUUAUUGAGUCCCCCCACCCUAUUUUUUUUGUUGGUUGAAUCCGUAACCAAAAAGUCCAUCACUUUCGACCGCUUCGUGCACACUCUUUUUGUUUCCCCCUCCUCCGUUCCUUACCUGUUUAUUAAUUUUUUCGUUUGUUUUUUGCGAUGUGUCAAAUUUAAAAGAGGCAGCUUUAUAUCUAUCGUAAAGAGCCGACAGUUUGUUUAUUUUUCGCCAAGAUCCAAAGGGCCAAAAAGAGAAGAAAGUGAAAACGGUUAGAAGAAAAAUUUAUUUUGCACCGAGUUCUUCCCUCCUCCCUCGUCAUCCAUCGCUUCCGGAAACACACACACACACUAGAAAGAACUACAAAUCCCCCCCACUCGAGUGUGUGUGUUUUACAAACAGAACAACGUGAAUAUGCUUUACUACUACAAAAAUUAUCGUCGAAAAUUUUUUCUUACAAAAUCAACUCAGCUGCUAAAAAAAAAACUCGUUUUUCUUGUCGCAUUGACGUUUCAUUUCGAAGCCGAUCAAAAAACCAAAAUGUCGUGUGUUUUUCACUUUUUCCAUUUGUGUGUCGGGAAAGGGGGAGCAUUUUUUCAGACAGGAGAGACUAUGGCGUGCGUGUGUAUUUCGUGUGUGUGUGUGUGUUUUUCGGCUGUGGAUCUAUUACGAUUAUAUAAGAUUGUUCGUUUCCUUUUUUCUUUCCACGCUCUCGUCUAUCUAUCUCUUUUCAAGUAGUUGAAAAACCAGAUUUUUGUUUUCUCUCCUUUUUUUAAAUUUUUUAGAUAAACAAGAAUCGGCUUUGUGUAAUGUACUAUGCAAAGUGCAAAAAUGUCCUUUUUCUAUCUAUAUCUCAUUGUGCUGCUGCUGCUGAUGUUCUCCCCAUCCUCUUUGCGUUUGAAGCCACCGCUGCGCUGCGAAAGUGACACCCCUGCCACACACCACGAACCACAAAUUGUUUGGUUUCGUUUUUUGAAUUUUUUCUUUAUUUUUCUUUGAGUUUUGUCUCUUCCUAGCCCUCCAUUUAAUAAUAAUAAUUAAUAAUAAUAUUUCGUGUAUUCAGGCAUGCAUUAACCAAAACGCUAAUGUAAGGAAUACUCAUUAUCUUUUUUCACUCUCUCUCUCCUUGUCCCGUUUAUUAUUAUUAUUACAUCAUCUGUGUUUUUUCCCUUUUUCCUGAUUUUUUGCAGCAGGUUUUCAGCGAUAAAAUGAGAAACCGACCUCUCCGUUUUUGAUUGUGUAUCUUCUUUUUUUUCUACUUGAUCCUCCCCCACCCCGAUUUUCAGUGUGCAAUUUUUUGAACUUGUUGAACCGCCUCGUCCCCCGUUCCGUUUUCUUUCCUUCCGGCUCUUUACUUUGGAAAUAUUAUUCUCGGCCACCACCAAACCCCCUCUCUCGACCAGCCAUCAAAAAAUAUUUUGAA